UUGGUUACCAAUCCGGCGUGUUGAUUUUGCAUUUAAUUCAGUUUGAUACUAAAUUGGAAUUUAUUUUAAAUACGAAUCACAAAGAUGGCUUCGAUUAGCUUAUUGAACCCAAAGGCCGAAUUUGCACGUGCUGCACAAGCCCUGGCCAUUAACAUCAGCGCCGCCAAAGGUUUGCAGGAUGUGAUGCGCACCAAUUUGGGACCCAAAGGCACAGUCAAAAUGUUGGUAUCUGGUGCUGGUGACAUCAAGAUUACUAAGGAUGGCAAUGUGCUGCUCCAUGACAUGCAGAUUCAGCAUCCGACUGCAUCGAUGAUUGCCCGUGCUAGCACAGCGCAAGAUGACUGCACAGGCGAUGGCACCACCACCACUGUCAUGCUUAUUGGUGAGCUGCUCAAGCAGGCGGACAUUUACUUGUCGGAGGGUCUGCAUCCUCGCAUUAUGACCGAGGGAUUUGAAAAGGCAAGAGACAAAGCAUUGGAAGUACUGGAGAAGAUCAAGGUGCCUGUUGAGAUCAACAAAAAGAAUCUAAUGGAAAUCGCCAACACAAGCUUGAAGACCAAAGUACAUCCGUCGCUAGCCGAUCUGCUUACAGAGGUGUGCGUUGAUGCUGUUCUCACCAUUGCCAAUGACAGCCAAAAGCCUGUCGAUCUUCAUAUGGUAGAGCUGAUGGAAAUGCAGCAUAAGACGGAUACGGACACCCAACUGGUGCGUGGCUUGGUCAUGGACCAUGGCGCUCGUCAUCCCGAUAUGCCCAAACGUCUAGAGAACGCUUAUAUACUCACUGCCAAUGUGUCGCUGGAGUACGAGAAGGCCGAGGUUAACUCUGGUUUCUUCUACAAGACAGCCACGGAGCGUGAGCAGUUUGUGCGUGCUGAGCGCGACUUCAUCGAUCAGCGCGUGAAGAAGGUUAUCGAGCUGAAGCGUGCCGUCUGUGACGGCACCGACAAGACAUUUGUCCUGAUUAACCAGAAAGGUAUUGAUCCCAUUUCCCUGGAUGCUCUGGCCAAGGAGGGCAUUCUGGCACUGCGUCGUGCCAAGCGACGUAACAUGGAGCGUCUGGCAUUAGCCUGCGGUGGCACCGCAAUGAACUCGUUCGACGAUCUGCAGGAAGAGCAUCUGGGCUAUGCCGGCGUUGUUUACGAACAUGUGCUGGGCGAGAACAAGUACACGUUCGUCGAGGACUGCAAGAAUCCACUGUCUGUGACCAUCCUGAUCAAGGGCCCCAAUAAGCAUACAAUCACACAGAUCAAGGAUGCCAUUCGCGAUGGUCUGCGUGCCAUCAAUAAUACCAUUGCCGAUAAGUGCUUGGUACCCGGUGCCGGUGCAUUCGAGGUGCGUGCCCACAACGAGCUGGUCAAGUUCAAGGAGUCGGUGAAGGGCAAGGCUCAACUGGCUGUGCAAGCGUUUGCCGAUGCGCUGCUCGUCAUUCCCAAGACAUUGGCCAUCAACAGCGGCUAUGAUGCUCAGGAUACUAUUGUCAAGCUGACCGUUGAAGACCGCUUGAGUCCAGAGCUUGUUGGCCUCGAUCUGGGCACUGGUGAGCCCAUGAAGCCAACCGAUCUGGGCGUCUAUGACAACUACAUCGUUAAAAAGCAGAUCCUCAACUCCUGCUCCAUCAUUGCCAGCAACUUGCUGCUCGUCGACGAAGUGAUGCGGGCGGGAAUGACAAGUCUCAAGGGCUAAAGCCGCACCAGCUUCCAGUAUAGCGUCCAUGUGUUCCACCAUUAACCAUGCUAACAAACAAUCAACAAGGACACACACACACACACACACACACAUAUAUUUUCACUAGAACUCAGAAUAAAAGUGCCGAGUUGCGUUGGUAGGACGCUAGCUAGCAACAACAAUAACAACUCACUAUGUAUUUCUCUACAUCUAUAUUAUUUUUUUUUGUUCUAUUCACUAAUGUUUACUUAAAUCGAACCAUUGGUUUAAAAAAUAUAUAAAUCACUAUUUCCACACGA
Molecule: messenger RNA, 1964 nt
Organism: Drosophila busckii
Lineage: Eukaryota; Metazoa; Arthropoda; Insecta; Diptera; Drosophilidae
Gene: CCT6
Product: T-complex protein 1 subunit zeta
Exons: 2
Coding region: 85-1683 (532 amino acids)
Biological process (GO): protein folding
Cellular component (GO): chaperonin-containing T-complex
Molecular function (GO): ATP-dependent protein folding chaperone; ATP binding; ATP hydrolysis activity
Source: RefSeq, a predicted model, not a curated record